Musa acuminata AAA Group (dessert banana) is the source of this 888-nucleotide messenger RNA. RefSeq names its product flavone 3'-O-methyltransferase 1-like. Lineage: Eukaryota; Viridiplantae; Streptophyta; Magnoliopsida; Zingiberales; Musaceae. The transcript is spliced from 4 exons. Gene Ontology annotation, molecular function: protein dimerization activity; S-adenosylmethionine-dependent methyltransferase activity; O-methyltransferase activity. The record is from RefSeq and is a predicted model, not a curated record. Gene Ontology annotation, biological process: methylation. The coding region runs from base 1 to 888 and encodes 295 amino acids.
AUGGCAUCCACGAAGAACAUCCAGCAGCUGACGCUCUCUGAGGAGGAGGCAGGCUCGUGCGCCUUACAGCUAGCUAGCAGCUGCGCUCUCCCCUUCACCCUCGAGGCCGCCAUCGAGCUGCGGCUACUCGACAUCAUCGUCGAGGCCGGCCCGGGCUCCAUGUUGAGCCCGGUUGAGAUCGUUGCCCGGCUGCCGACCGAGAACCCGCAGGCGGCCACGAUGGUGGACCGAAUGCUCCGCUUGCUCGCCGCCAACACUGUCGUCAGCUGCACCGUCCAAACUGGAGCCGAUGGCCGCCCAACGAGGAAGUACGGCGCAGCUCCCAUCUGCAAGUACCUGACCAAGAACGAGGAUGGUGUGUCCAUGGCUGCUUUGGCUUUGUUGCUGCAGGAUAAGAUCUUUGUGGAUACAUGGCACUAUUUGAAGGAUUCGGUCCCGGAGGGUGGCAUCACUAUUAAGACUGCCCACGGGAUGUUCCUGUUCGAUUACACGAGUUCUGACACCCGCACAUCAAGGGGGAUGUUACAAGUUGAGCACAUCAGCGGAUACAUGUUUGAAGCUGUUCCGAUCGGAGAUGCCAUCUUUUUGAAGUGGGUUCUUCAUGACUGGAGUGAUGAAGAUUGUGUGAAGAUAUUGAAGAAUUGUUGGAAAGCAUUGACAGAAAACGGGAAAGUGAUUGUGGUGGAAUGCAUACUUCCAAUUGUGCCGGAGCCAACUGCAAAAGCCCAAGCUGUUUUCCAGUUCGACGUCUACUUGAUAGUUUGCACCAAUGGAGGAAGAGAGAGAAGUGAGGAGGAAUUCAAGGACUUGGCAAGAGAAGCUGGGUUUCCGGGAUUCAAAGCUGCUCAUGUGUUUGCGGAUACUUGGGUCUUGAAAUUCACCAAGUAG